AUGCCAGACGUAGCACUCAUCCCCUCCGGCACAGGAGAGAUAAUCGACCUGGGAGCCAUGCAAAUCCGGGUUCUGGAAGACGGCAGCAAAACAGACAACCGUUUCGGAUCCAUCCUGCUCACUAUCCCUCCUAAGACCGAUGGACCACCCCUACACUGGCACCGCAUGCACGAUGAGACAUUCUUCAUAACCAAAGGCCGCGUACGUUUUGUCACCGACAAAGGCAAUCAUGACACCAAAGCCGGGGACUAUGUCGUGGUUCCAAUUAAAGCCAUUCAUAGCUUCUCCAACCCCUUCGACGAGCCGGCUGAGUUCUUUAAUACAUUUACGCCAGCGUUCUAUGUUGAUUAUUUGAGGCUCCUGGCACAGGGAAUUGCGCAGAAAGGGAAGCUGGAUGAGGAACAGCACAGGGCGAUUAUGUUGCAGUUUGCGACAUUUGCUCCCGGGGAUGAUGGCUACUUGGAAUGA
Molecule: messenger RNA, 468 nt
Organism: Venustampulla echinocandica
Lineage: Eukaryota; Fungi; Ascomycota; Leotiomycetes; Helotiales; Pleuroascaceae
Exons: 1
Coding region: 1-468 (155 amino acids)
Source: RefSeq, a predicted model, not a curated record